Molecule: messenger RNA, 1129 nt
Organism: Salvia splendens (bonfire salvia)
Lineage: Eukaryota; Viridiplantae; Streptophyta; Magnoliopsida; Lamiales; Lamiaceae
Product: 2-oxoglutarate-dependent dioxygenase 19
Exons: 4
Coding region: 1-1104 (367 amino acids)
Source: RefSeq, a predicted model, not a curated record
AUGGCACCAGCUGCAGUUUCUACAAACUCCUCAGCUGAUGAUACUCGUCGCCAUCAGCCCUUUGAGUUCAACGAAUCGGUCCAAUCCUUGGUAGAUGCUUCCGACAAUCUAGAAGCUCUCCCGACCAAAUAUAACCUCGGAGACACCAACGACACUAGGGCUUCGAGCUGUGAGUCACUCCCCGUCAUUGAUUACUCUGCCCUCACCUCCUCCGAUCCCCAUCAACGCUCCAAAGCCAUCGCUGAACUUGCGGAAGCAUGCGCAGAUUGGGGUUUUUUUGUCCUGGUGAAUCAUGGGGUACCGAAGGAGUUGAUUGAAUCAAUGUUUGCAACGGUGAGAGAAUUUUUCAGGUUGCCGGACGACGAGAAAAAGCAGUACGAGGCGAAAAGCACUUCGUCUCCAAUCGCCUGUGGAAAUUUCAACUUGAAGAGUACUUCCAAUGAAACCUUCACUUUGUGGAGAGAUUUCCUCAAGCUCUACGUGCACCCCGAUUUCCACUGCCCCACCAAACCCCAACCCUUAAGGGAAAUUCUGGCUGAAUACACUGAAAGAACCCGGAAAAUGGCACGAGAACUGGUGGGAGCAGUAGCAGAAUCCAUGGAGCUCGACCGUCAGUACGUGGAGGAAGCUUUGGAGCUGGAUUCAAGUUUUCAAAAAUUUGGAGGAAAUUUCUAUCCACCAUGCCCUCAGCCAGAUCAAACAAUAGGGCUGCCACCACAUAACGAUCCGGGCCUCUUUACGAUAUUGCUCAUCCACAACGGACUAGCUGGCUUACAGAUCGAGCGACAAUCCCACUGGUUUGAAGUCAAUCCUCCCCCCAAUUCUAUGAUUGUCAAUGUUGGUGACCACCUUGAGAUAUUUAGCAACGGGAGAUGCAAGAGCUCGCGGCACAGAGCUGUGGUGAACAAGGAAAGGGAGAGGCUGUCGAUCGCGGUGGGGAACGGUCCCGGGAAAGAUGUUGUGGUGGGGCCGGCGGCACUGCUGGUGGAAAGGGACGGCGGCGCUUUGUAUCGGUCAAUGAAGUAUCAAGAAUAUGUGGAGUCUCAGCUCAGCCGCACUUUCAAUGGCAUAUCAAUUCUCGAUGAGCAAAGGAUAUCGACUUAAUUAAUAAAUUAUGGACGAGGUCAAG